AUGGGAUCAACAAAGCCCGACGUAAGGUUUGAUUAUCGUAGCAAGGAUGGUCUUUCAAUUGUGACCUAUCGAUGGAAUACAAAUCAACCACCACGUGCUGCAAUACAACUAACUCAUGGUAUGGGCGAACAUGCAUUACGUUAUGGUGAAUUUGCUCGAACCCUCAACGCUAAAGGAAUAGUUGUAUAUGCUCAAGAUCAACGCGGUCAUGGUGCUACAGCAACAUUGACGAAGACCAUAGGUAGUUUCGGACACGAUGGAUGGCAAAUGCUUAUCAAUGACAUACAUUUACUGGUUCAAUACGUCCGUUCAGAAAAUCCAAAUAUUCCUUUGAUUUUACUCGGACAUAGUAUGGGUUCUUUUGCUCUUCAGCAGUAUUUACUCGAUUAUAGUAAUGAGAUCGAUGCAGCUAUACUCACGGGAACAGUUGCGUUGGAUUUACUUGCAGCAGCAUUCGAUCCUGAUCAACCAUUCGAACUCAGUUCAUUGAACACACCGUUUCAACCAGCAAGAACUGACUUCGACUGGCUAAGCCGAGAUGUAUCGAUGGUCGAUGCUUACAUCAAUGACCCUCUGUGUGGUUUUGGAUUAGAUAAAGAAUCGAUCAAAGGUAUGUUCGCUGGCGGUCAACGUAUGGUCAAUACAGAAAUUGUAAAACAGAUUCGUAAAGAUUUACCUAUCUUUAUAUCAGUUGGCGAAUUAGAUCCAAUACAUCAACAAAUGGUUGGGGUGCAAGUGCUGGUCGAUCGUUUUCAAGCAGCAGGAUUAAAAGACGUUACGCUUAAAUCAUACCCGGAGGCACGUCAUGAAGUUUUAAAUGAAACAAAUCGUCAGGAUAUUGUCAAUGAUAUCUUAGAUUGGAUUGAAAAGAAACUGUCACCAUCAACGAAGCAUUAA
This is a messenger RNA of Adineta ricciae, 897 nucleotides long. Lineage: Eukaryota; Metazoa; Rotifera; Eurotatoria; Adinetida; Adinetidae. The record is from the annotation of a GenBank genome assembly.